Camellia sinensis is the source of this 1479-nucleotide messenger RNA. RefSeq lists its product as uncharacterized. NCBI's taxonomy places the organism in Eukaryota, Viridiplantae, Streptophyta, Magnoliopsida, Ericales, Theaceae. The record is from RefSeq and is a predicted model, not a curated record.
AGAGAGAGAGAGAUUAUCUACCUAUAACAGCGACUCCUCUCUCUUUCUCUCUCUAUAGAGUCUAAUUCAUUAUUUCUCUCUCCACUCCUACUUUUUUAGAUUUUCUUAUGUAUUGUUGUUUGUGUGAGCAUUUCAUCCUCAUCUGAUUCUCUCCUCUUUCAUGUCUUAGGGUUAGGUUUAGGUUUGCUUGCUUUGCUUGUUCGUUUGUUUGUUUCGGUUUGAUAUUUAGAGACCACCAACGAUCCCAUGGAGGGUGAAUUUCAAGAUUGGGAGGUUCUCCACAACUCGGAUGAGACCGACUCAGUUAACUCGUCCGAUUCGGUUGAGAACAUGAAGGGUUUGGAGGGGAUCGAUGGUGUCUCUGAAGGUAUGAUUCGAACAGAUCACUUUUCUCUCGAUUUGGAGAGCCAUUAUAUGGAGAAUUUUGUGGAUAAUGAUGUGUGCGUUGAGGACUCUGUAAAUUCUGAUAAUCUGAAUUGGGUCGAUCCUGAAUCGGAGACUAACUAUCCGAAUAAGGAAUCGGUUGAGUUUUGGCCUGAUUCGGGGAGCGAUCGAUCUGACGAUCGUAAAUUUGGGGAAUUCGAAGGUAAAUACGAAUUGGGUUUUGUUCAAAAUGAGAAAAUUCAAGCGGGAUUUGAAGGAGUUGGAGAAAUUGGAGGUGGGGGUGAGGAUUUGGGGAAAUCGUUGUCUGAUUCUGGCAAAAUUGGACCAAUUUCGAUGGAAUUUGGGGACUUUGAUCACAAUACUGAGAUGGGUAUUGGUGAUAAUGCAAAUUCUCCUGAAAGGUCAGAGCUUUUGGGGGAAGAAAAAGGUGGAGAUGGCGAGGCCGGUGGAGAUGUGGCUUCGAGUGGUGAAGAAAGUGUUGCCAUAGGAGCAGUGAAGCCAAGUGGUGAGGAAGAGAAGAGGGUUGUUGUGUGGUGGAAGGUUCCAUUUGAGUUCUUGAAAUAUUGUGCUUGCAGGGCUAACCCAGCAUGGACAAUCUCGGUGGCCGCAGCAGUUAUGGGUUUUGUUAUCUUGGGACGAAGGUUGUAUAAGAUGAAGCGGAAGAGCCAAAGCUUGCAGGUGAAGGUUACCAUGGAUGAUAAGAAGGUAUCUCAGUUCAUGAGCCGUGCUGCACGUCUUAAUGAAGCUUUCUCAGUGGUGAAACGGGUCCCAGUCAUACGACCAACUCUGCCUGCAGCUGGAGUGACUGCAUGGCCUGUGAUGAGUUUGAGAUGAGAUUCAGGUUGUUAAAUAGCGCGAGAAUGCAGUAUGUUCAUGAAGCAUGUGUACCAUGAUUAUAUGUGCGGUUUUAUGUUACUUGUAUUAUCUUGAGGUAUGUGUACCAUGAUUAUACAUGUGGUUUUUAUAUUGUUACCUGUAUAAUCCAUGCGUGCUGGCCUUCUUUAUGUAUUAUGAACCUUCAAAAUCGCUAAGAGACUUCUGUAUCAAUUUACAGUGUGUGCAAACUUAAAAGUUGGUUCCUUUCAGUGUCCCUGA